Messenger RNA from Coregonus sp. 'balchen', 8822 nucleotides. Lineage: Eukaryota; Metazoa; Chordata; Actinopteri; Salmoniformes; Salmonidae. The record is from the annotation of a GenBank genome assembly.
UAUUGAUGUCUGCUGGAGUCAUGAUUUGGUGGGAGAGGCCACAAGAGUCCCAAACCUCUGCAUGCGCAGUUCACCACAUUGAAAAUGAUUGCCUCAAACUCUCGGAAGUUCAGCCAAGUUGCUGUGAUUUAGCUGGCCAGCUAGCUACAUAUAUAACGUUAGCUAAAAGACGGUGCGACUAAGGUAAACUAGCUUAUUUUAUUGUUCCACUCUAUAUCGAGACAUUAAGGAUUAUACAUGGAUUUACAUCGCUUUUCGUUAUAUUUCGUUCGAAAACAUGAAUGGUAGCCACCUUUGGAAGAAGUUGUGAUUGUUUUUUUGGCGCUCUAGCAACGCAGGGGAAUGAUGGUGGAGUUGAGCUAACAGGCUAACGCUAGCUUAAUAUGCGAUAACAGAGCUAGCUUGGUUGCGAUCGUUUGUGUCUGGAAAGUUUGGAAGAACUGCCCCAUCCAUUUGCCAGGGACUCGUAAGUAUCCCCUAUCCCUAAAAUGUAUUAGCAAAUAUAUGCAUUUGAUAUAUUUUUGACCAAUUACUAAUUAGCUAGCUAAUGUUAGUUAGCUUGGCUACUAACGUUAGCACUUCACCACAGACUUCACGAGUGCAGAGAGCUAGCUAGCUAACUUUAGCUAGCUAAUUAGCCAGCUAGCUACAAAUGAAGGUUCUACUACUAGCUACGGUAGUUUGUCCACACCACGUCUGACCAAGAGAUGAAGAUACUGACGUUAAAUUAACUAACCAUUUGAUUAGUCAUACCGUUUCAUAUCAAUAAGGUAACUAAGCCAAAACCUUGUAAUUGAUCUCAUUAAAAAAAGCUUUGGCCCAAGCCUAAUUAGCUUUCCUAGCUAGCCAACGUUACCUUUAUUAACUUGGAAGAAACAAUGGCUAACUAACUAGCUAGCUAACUCCAUUUUUAUCACAAACUAGCUAGCUAGAUCAUCAGUUGUCAAAUGUAUUCUUCCAGCUAGCUACCUAACUUGGCUGACAGUAAACUAUAUGUGUGCAGGGCAGGCCUACAUCUUAUGUUGGCAUAGCAGAUAAAGCAUCAUGAGUGCUCCUCAGCCUCGAAGGAUGGAACCAGGGAUGCUGGUGGCUGGAUCUAGGUAAGAAAGAAACCCUCUGUUAAUGAAGAGUUUGAAAGGUCACUUUGUCUCUUUCACAUCAAUCAAAUGUAGCUAACUACGUAGCUACAGCUCUUCCCAUGAUGUUCAUUCACUCACUGACACUAUUGGCAUUUAUAAUUUCACUUUCCUUAUCUCCCAGACAUCAGAUGGUGCUCUGAAGAAGCCAUGGGUAGCUGCUUGAGCUGUCCAGAGAAGGAGUCAAUCCCAGAUAAUCAUCAAACCAAGUUUAAGGUUGGUCUGUUGAUCUGUUACAACAAUCCUACUUCAACGGUGGUCCAUUGCUGAGUCCACCCACAUUCUAGGUAUGACAGAUUUCGCAACAUGUCAAAAACAAUCUGUAGACUUCCCACCUGAAUGAAUGGGAAAUAUUGGUUUCACAAUGAAUACCAUCUUCAGUGCAUUGCAGUGUAGACAUGUUUGUGUUGACUGACACAGUGACCGUUGUGUAAAGUUAUUUCUCUGUUGCCAGGUGAUAAACGUGGAUGACGAUGGGAACGAGCUGGGCUCAGGCGUGAUGGAGCUGACGGAGGCAGAGCUGGUCCUCCACACCCAUCGCCGUGACGAUGUUAGGUGGCCCUACCUGUGCUUGCGUCGCUAUGGCUACGACUCCAACCUCUUCUCCUUCGAGAGCGGCCGCCGCUGCCAGACGGGACAAGGUCAAUUAAUAGAGAUUUCCAUUCCACACAAUUAUUGAUUUCACUUAUUUUAUUAGUUGAUUUUCUCAGCGUAUGUCGCACCAGAGCUAAAUUAACGAACGUAUGUGGUGCCUCAGCUGCCUGGGCAGGAGUAUACAUACAACGGUGUAAUAAUGUUGAAAAUGUAUACAGAUCCACAAUAAAAUCCCAUGUAAUACACAAUGUUGUGGAUCUAACAUGAAUCAUGAUAAACAUCAGAAUACAUUGAAUCACAUCUGCAACUAGGUCAUUAGGCCCCAACAACAUCAGCUUUGUUAUUGUUAUAUUGACUUGGACCAGUCAUUGAUUAUGCAGCAAUGCCAAUGACACAAAUGUCUGUGUGGUUAUUUUUGGACUCCAUCCAUGCUUUCAAAAGGAUGAGGUCUGGUGGCGAGAGAGAGGGAGACCUGGGGGUUGGGACAGGGGGGGUGGUUACUAUGGGUUCCGGUAAGUCAGGCUUGUUGUGUUCCCACCUCAUGCCUUGAUGAUGAAUGACAUAAUACUGUGAUCACCAGAAAUAUUAGUCAGAAAUAGAAUCAUUAUGGUAUCAUUGACUUAAGUAGGGAUUGGAUUGGAUGUCCAUUUAAUUAUUCUAUUUCUGUGGUUACAGUAUUGAUGCCUGUGUCUGACUCUGUGUGGUGUUGUGCUGUGUUUGAGAGGGAGUUGGGUUUUUUAGUUUGGUCGCACAAGUAGAGCAAAGCUGUGUGUUCUGUGUUUUCUUUGUCAUUAUGCAGUUUGACUUGUUUCAGGGAUGGGAUCGUGUGUAGUUUGUCUCUAAUGUUAUGCUGUACCUAUGGUUGUUCCUAAUGUGUUCCGUCUUGAUAUUUUACGAUGCUAUAAUUUCCUUGUCCUUCAUCUCUAUCACUCUGUUGCCUUCCCCUACCCAGUCCUUUUAGAUCAGUGAUCACAAGGUCGACAAGGGCAUAGGUGGCAAGGAAAAGUUUGAAGACCCAAUAAAUGUACAAACCUUUUGUAAACUUGAAGGUGUAAGCAGUGCUGAUAAUGGUUGCGCGUCUCAAUUGUCUAUAUUGCAGUCGUGCUGCCCAUAUGCGAUUCAUGAGUUGUUUUUUGACUGUGUUUUGACUGUUUCUUGACUGUGUGUGUGUGUCUUUAGGGAUAUUUGCCUUCAAGUGUGCUCGGGCGGAGGAGAUCUUCAACAUGCUGCAGGAGGUAAUGCACAGCCACAGCAUCAGUGUGGUGGAGGAGGCCGUGCUGGAGGCCAACCACCAGGCCAACCACCAGGCUGGUAAGACCGUAUUCAUCCUACAACUAGAACUUGUACAGACCCCAUUAUGAAUACUUCUACCCAUACUUGCAAUGACCUAAAAUGCCCAUUGCCUCAUAUAUAGGGUUUCCGUUAGGAAAAUGUGGCCGGCAACAUUUUAAUUUACCAGACAUUUGAGAAAUGUACUGGACCCAUAUGCAUUGGGUGUGUAACCUGAGCAGGGCUCAGAAUGACAGAAAUCACAUUUAGAAUAUGGUCAUUCAUAUUAACAGAACAAGUCGAGGAUGCAAUGAUGUGCAGUCCUUCUUACUGAAUUCUGAUGGGCACUUUGUUAGAAUGUUAGAAUAACUGUCCACAGUUACUUUUCCUCAGCCAACAAGACAAGUAACGAACAGCAAAAUCACUAGCCUAUGUCAAUCUACUACAGUAGAAAAGUUUAGGCUACCUAUUCUAUUGGUCAGCUUGUCGAGAAAGAAAUGGCCUAUCCCAAAUAGACUCUGGGACAUUGUCCCCACUGACCCCCCCAGUUCUUCCCUUCUCUAUGUCUAUCUAGCUCUGGGCUACUCUGUCCCCACCGUGCCCAAUGGUGUCACCCGGAUCCCUUCGGUGGGCGACACCCCCUCGUACCCCUCCACGCGCCACCCGUCUGUGGCCAGCACCCGCCUGCCCUCGGUGGGAGAGGAGUCCUCACACCCCCUGCUAGUGGCUGAUGAUGCGGUGAGAGAGCGACUCAAUAGCAAACUAUAGUUUUUUUUCUGGAUAAAAAAAGGGGCUUGGGUGGUUGGGGGUGUGGCAGGCGCGGUCUGCCCAUUGGCACGGCUCAAUUUUAGAUAACAUUUUAGAGGCCCCGGUCUUGGCGGUGUAGAUAGAUUUUUGCAUUUGUAAGCUCAUUUCCUGCCCAUUCUACACAUUUCUCCACACAGCUGAGAGACAAUGUUGCAGUUUUAAAGAUAAUUUCCUGCAAUUCUAUGCGUUUUGCCAUGGCUAAUGCUGUGUUCUUUUGCUCAAACAUAACUAAAUCUAUACUGCUAAAUUCAUUGUUUUGGGAAUUUUCAAUUAUCACUAGCUGUCUAGCUUUAUUUUGCUGAUUGUUAGUUCUCAAAGAUUAUAUUAUAAAAAAAGAUAUAGGUUAAUUAUCUUUUUUACAUACUUUAUAUCUGGUUUUAGUCGUUAAAGUUUUUUUUUUUUUACACUGUUUGGACUUAGGUGACCCGAAAUAACGCUUAGGCGGCCCGCACAAAGAUUUCAAUGGCAGAAAACUCCCUGCAAACGCAUGACCAUCUGAGGGAAAACUCCCUGCAAACGCAUGACCAUCUGAGGGAAAACUCCCUGCAAACGCAUGACCAUCUGAGGGAAUAGAAUAAGGCCAGCAUACUGAAAUACUCCAACCUGUAUAGCUUUAUACACUGAGUAUACAAAACAUUAGGAACAUCUUCCUAAUAUUGAGUUGCACCCCCUUUUGCCCUCACAACAGUCUCAAUUCGUCGGGGCAUGGACUCUAUAAGGUGUCGAAAGCGUUCCACAGGGAUGCUGGCCCAUGUUGAUUCCAAUGCUUCCCAAAGUUGUGUCAAAUUGGCUGUAUGUCCUUUGGGUGGUGGACCAUUCUUGAUACACAUGGGAAACUGUUGAGUGUGAAAAACCCAGCUGUGUUGAAGUUCUUGACACACUCAAACCGGUGCGCUUGGCACGUACUACCAUACCCCGUUCACUUAAAUCUUUUGUCUUGCCCAUUUAAACUCUGAAUUGCACACACACAAUCCAUGUCAUAAUUGUCUCAAGGCUUACAAAUCCUUCUUUAACCGGUCUCCUCCCAUUCAAAUCUACACUGAUUUUAAAGUGGAUUUAACAAGUGACAUCAAUAAGGGAUCAUAGCUUUCACCUGGAUUCCCCUGGUCAGUCUGUCAUGGAAAGAACUGGUGUUCCUAAUGUUUUGUACACAGUGUAGAUGAAACAAGACCUUUCAAUAGAAAUGUUUUGGUUGGGUUUGGUAGAGCACAUUUUGAGGUAUCCUAGAUUAGGGGUUCUCAAACUUUUGGGGUCUGGGGACCCCUUUUGUGAUACAUUUAACAGGGACCCCCUCAUAAUCAGAACACAACUCGUGUUAGAUACAAAUGGCAUACAAGGAGUUUUAUUAUGACUUCGGCAGUGCAUGGCAGGACGAACCAAGUCUUGGGCCCUGGGAAGGAACAUUGUAAAGGCCCGCACCAUGGCAUAAAACGAAACAAAUCUGUUUUCAAGUUAAUUUCCUGCAAUUCUAUACAUUUUGUUAUGGGGCAGAGAUUUCUUGUUUCAGCUUUAAAGCUAAUAUCUUGUAAUUCUACACAUUUUACAAUGAGGCAGAGAGAAGUUUGCAGUUUUAAAGAUUAAAUGACAGUGCAAUUAUGUUUUUAAAAAAAUAUUUUUGGGGGAAUACAGGAAGUAUUGAGUUGGGAAAUGUAUAAUUGAUGGAGUUACUAUGGAUACCAAUAUCCCUGUGAGCCUCCCUGGCCCAUGUUGCUCAGGGUUAAGAACAUAAAUUGUAGAUUAAUAAUAUUACCAGGGUCCAACGUUAACUUUUUUUCUCUCACUGGCCAAAUCUACUGUCCCGGACAUAGUGUCGUUUUUAAAUGCAUUGGGGUCAUGCAGGGCCUGUUGGCAUGCUUUCUCUCUGUAUUCAUCUAUUAAUAGGCUAGAUUUGGUUAUAAUGAUACAGUGCAUUCGGAAAGUAUGUUUCUACAACCUGAUUGGAGUCCACCUGUGGGAAAUUAAAUUGAUUGGACAUGAUUUGGAAAGGCAACACUUGUCUAUAUAAGGUCUCACAGUUGACAGUGCAUGUCAGAGCAAAAACCAAGCCAUGAUGUCUAAGGAAUUGUCCGUAGAGCUCCGAGACAGGAUUGUGUCGAGGCACAGAUCUGGGGAAGGGUACCAAGAACAUUGAAGGUCCCCAAGAACAAAGUGGCCCCCAUCAUUCUUAAAUGGAAGAAGUUUGGAACCACCAAGACUCUUUCUAGAGCUGACUACCCGGCCAAACUGAGCAAUCGGGGAAGAAGGGCCUUGGUGAGGGAGGUGACCAAGAACCCGAUGGUCACUCUGACAGAGCUCCAGAGUUCCUCUGUGGAGAUGGGAGAACCUUCCAGAAGGACAACCAUCUCUGCAGCACUCCACCAAUCAGGCCUUUAUGGUAGAGUGGCCAGAUGGAAGCCACUCCUCAGUAAAAGGCACAUGACAGCCCGCUUGGAGUUUGCCAAAAGGCACCUAAAGGACUCUGACCAUGAGAAACCGUGGUCUCGGGACAAGUCUCUGAAUGUCCUUGAGUGGGCCGGACUUGAACCUGAUGGAAAUCUCUGGAGAGACCUGAAACUAGCUGUGCAGCGACCCUCCCCAUCCAACCUGACAGAGCUGGAGAGGAUCUGUAGAGAAGAAUGGGAGAAACUCCCCAAAUACAGGUGUGCAAAGCUUGUAGCGUCAUACCCAAGAAGACUCGAGGCUGUAAUCGCUGACAAAGGUGCUUUAACAAAGUACUGAGUAAAGCAUCUGAAUACUUUUGUAAAUGUGAUCAUUUUUUGUUGCAAAAAUGUCUCAACCUGUUUUUGCUUUAAUCAAUUUGAGAAUAAGUCUGUAACAUAACAAAAUGUGGAAAAAGUCAAGAGGUCUGAAUACUUUCUGAAUGCACUGUAUGUGAAAAUUGCGCGUUUCUAUGUUUUGUAGUAAGAAAGAUGGAGUAUAAGUGUUUCCAAUGACGUCAUAAACCAAUUAGGCAAUUAGUAGGCAAUGCCAACUCAUAAUUGGUUCAAAUAACACAAUGCACACCGAUGUCAUUGGAAACACUUAUCUUCCUUUAUCUUUUUUAAUACAAAACAUAUUAACACGCAAUUUUCACUUAUGUUGAUGUUGGGGUGGUGUUUGAGAUUGAGGUUGAGAAAUUGUGAAAUUUCCCGUUAAGCCGUUCUGCGUUCCAAACAAGAUAUGGACUUGGCUACAGUAGGCUAGCCAAGACGAAUGCUAGGUGUCUUUGUAGCUUUCUUUUUGCAGACUAUCAACAGUAACCAGCAUAUUACUAAUAUGUCACUACUGAAGGUUUACUUUUUUUAAAAUCACUUUCCCUAAAAUAAAUAAGAUCAGCGGGUAGAUUGAUGGGUCAUUCUUUUAACUCUGGACAGCUCACGUGUGCUGUGUGAAGGCAUUAACUCAUAUACUGCUCGAGAAGUUGUGACUCGCGGGAGCGUGGUGGUACUUCAAUGAACGGCCAAUCAUAUUGCUAAAAUAUAAAUAGCAUGACUUUUCCGCGUGUAGUCUAGUCUUCAAUGGAUUUCGAUGGUGGACUGCGACAGAGCAGGUAAAUGUUGAACUGGAACGCAAAAAUUGCGCUGAGAAGUUACUGGUUGCUGUUUUUACUGGCCCCGGGCCAUCAUGUCGGACCCUGAUUACAUUAUAUGGUAUUACACCCUAUAAACUUAUUCCAUGGAUCCCUUGGCCAAAAUAAUAUUCAUUUCAAUUGAGAACCCUGUCCUAGACUAAAGAGAACAUCCACUGUUCCACUUGUGACGUCGAUGGGUAAUAAUGAGUUUAUGUAAAAGCUGCGGAGUUGGUGUGAUGACGAUGUUAUAUUAAUCCUGUCUCCUGAUCCGUCUACAGAUCCACACCUAUGUGAACACCACAGGCCUGCUGGAUGACCAGCCCAGCCCUCUGACUGCUCCAGCCCCUCUGGACAGCCCCGACUCAGGCCAGUCCCAGUGCCCCCCUACACCCCCUCCUCCACGGGUAGCCAGACCAGAGCCUUUGCCCCCCAUGCCCCAGCUCCAGGAAGAGCCCCAGGUACUGCUGGAGCCCCUGGGGGUGCGCUUCGUGCUGGGGCCCACCCCUGUGCAGAAGAAGAUGGCCAAGGGGAAGCAGUCGACUGGGGAUGGAGAUGGAGAGGAGGCAGGAGAGGACCCAGAGUCCCCGGAUCCUGGAGAGGGGAAGACUAACGGCCACACGGACACACACUGUGCCACCGAGGCCCCAGCCCCACUGGAGGGCCAGCCUCAGCCGCCCCACACACACUCCAACGGCACCUCGGCCUCUGUCGGGGCUCCUGCUCCAGCAACAGCCCCCCGCCUCCACCGCCCACCCCCCCUCACCCCCGACACCAUGCAGAAUGUCAACAACUCAGCCCAGCGACGCACGGCCCUCCUGGACUAUGAGAACCUGCCGGCCCUGCCGCCCGUCUGGGAGACCCGCAAGCCCAGCAACAAGGAAGUGGAGAACAAUGGAGGGCCCCACGGUGGAGGAGGCCAAGGGGGGCUGAAGACGCCCUCCCUCAACGGCCUCAACCACCACCACCACAGCCUCCUCCACCACUCCUACUCCCACCCCCUGUCAGCCUACCCCCCUCUGUCGGCCAUGGAACCCUCCCACAACUACGUCAACACAGAGAAUGUGACGGCUCCUCUAAGCGCCCGCUGUGCCCCCGACAUGGUACGCCGCCGCACCGACGGACCCACCAUCUUCAACUUCGACUUCCGGCGGCCGUUGGGGCCGCUGUGUCAGGAGCCUCCCAAGACACUCAACUACAUCGAGGUGGAGAUGGAAACUACCACCACCUCUUCCUCCGCAGCAGCCAAGGGUGCCUCCUCGGACACCAGCAACCCCCACACGCCCCGCACCCCCACCUCGCCGCUGCCGCCCACCACCCCCACCCGCCGCACUGAGCUCUACGCCUUCAUUGACAUCGAGCGCACCGCCGCCAUGUCCAGCCUGCAGAAGGCUCGGCCGCGCGACGAUGGAACGUCGAGGAAAACACGGCACAACAGCACGGAACUGCCCACCAAAAGCACUGUCUGA